AUGGUCAAGGAGGGUAUAGUUUUGGGAGAUAAAGUUUCUAAGGAAGGGUUAGAGGUUGAUAAAGCUAAAAUUGAUGUGAUAAGUAAAUUGCAUCCACCCACAAAUGUUAAAUCUGUUAGAAGCUUUCUUGGUCAUGCGGGGUUUUACCGUAGGUUUAUACAAGAUUUUUCUAAAAUCACCCGGCCUAUGACUAAGUUGUUAGAGAAAGAUGUCCCGUUUGUUUUUGAUAAAGAGUGUCUUGAUGCUUUCAACUUGCUUAAAGAGAGAUUGACCAAUGCCCCUAUUAUGACUCCACCCAAUUGGUCUUUACCAUUCGAGUUGAUGUAUGGGAUGAUAAGGUGGUGUGUGGCAAAUGAUGAGACACGCCAGAUUCUUGAUGCUUGUCACCAUGGCCCAACCGGUGGACAUUAUGGAGCGUCAGUCACCGAUAAGAAAGUGUAUGAUGCUGGAUUCUAUUGA
Messenger RNA from Erigeron canadensis, 459 nucleotides. RefSeq lists its product as uncharacterized. The record is from RefSeq and is a predicted model, not a curated record. Bases 1 to 459 code for a protein of 152 amino acids. NCBI's taxonomy places the organism in Eukaryota, Viridiplantae, Streptophyta, Magnoliopsida, Asterales, Asteraceae. The transcript is spliced from 2 exons.